This is a messenger RNA of Ficedula albicollis (Collared flycatcher), 3758 nucleotides long. RefSeq names its product exocyst complex component 3 like 4 (gene EXOC3L4). NCBI's taxonomy places the organism in Eukaryota, Metazoa, Chordata, Aves, Passeriformes, Muscicapidae. Gene Ontology annotation, biological process: exocyst localization; exocytosis. The transcript has 13 exons. Gene Ontology annotation, molecular function: SNARE binding. Bases 571 to 2673 code for a protein of 700 amino acids. Gene Ontology annotation, cellular component: exocyst. The record is from RefSeq and is a predicted model, not a curated record.
AGGCCAUCCCACACAGCAGCUCUGGGGCUGCUUUUGAACCCCCUACCCAGAUAAUGUGGGGCUUCAGCCCAUCAGGACAGGACUUCUUCCUGAAAUCCUCCUUCCCCUCAUUGCCCCAGCCAUCUCAAGGCAGCAGCUCACCCCACCGUGGAACCUCUGGUUGGCGGUCCCAUCUCCACUUGUAAGAGAUCGAACAGGUGGAGGUGUUGGAACUCUCGGGCAGGUGUGGACAGGCCUUAUUUUCCACUUUUAGCAGCCCUUUUCAGCAGGUAAAGGAUGAUGGAGAGCAGCACCAUUCCCAGAGGGAGCCCCUUGGCCAGCACAUGUGUGAGGGAUGGCGCCCCAGUCAGCUGAGGUGUGUGAGCUGGCCCAGACCUCUGUCCUGCAGAGCUGCUCACCUGCCACUGCAUUUGCACUGGAUUUCCUGCAGCGUGCACCGGCUCUCAGUUUCUGUGGAUCACACCUGGACAAUCCCAGCUUGCUGUGGAGGAGAUCACUUCAGUCACUACUGGGUGAUUGCCAUCAACCUGUUUGGUAAACCUCCUGUUGAAAGAUAAGAUAAACAGAAAUAUGGAGUUAGACACAAGGAGUGUGACCUCAGAACCAGCCUCUCCAAUGAACAGCCCAGAGAAGGGAAAGAUGGAAGUCUCUUCUGAACUGAGCAGCCCAGAUUCGCAGAGCAGGGACAGUGGGUUCUUUGAAAGAGGUAUUAAAACAGUGUUUAGCAUCCGGAAAUCAAUACGAAGUCUGAAAAAAGAGAGAGAGAAGGAAGAUACUGGCACUUGGAAUGCGAAAAGACUUCUGCGAACACUCCGGAGCUACGAGGAGAACAAACCCACAAUCUGCAAUUGUGUGGAGAAGAUUGUUGAAAUAUGUGAGUCCAUUGAAGCAAAACCUCUUUCAGUAAUGGAAAUCAAUGAACUUAUUCAGAAAAGACAACUUUUGGAAGCAUUUGCAAGUAUCAAGUUAAUGGAAGAUGAGACUAUCUCUGGAUGGGAUUCUGAGAAAUACAGUGAUAACCCCCAGGAGUUUGUACGGAAAUCCAAGGAUGUGGAUUUGCUUUAUAACUCCAUCACAAAUGCAAUCCAGUCUAUAGUGGAGGAAACACUGGAGGAUCCCACUUUACAGCCUACCAUGCUGACCUCCAUGGUGACUUUAAUUGCCCGUGAAGAAGCAGCUCAUCCCAACACAGACAAUGCUGCUCGUCCUGGCUCAGACUUGCUCGGCAGGCCCAGAAAGUGGAGGGAGAAAUGGAGGGAAGCUAUCAACGAGAGCGCAAGAAAAAGAGUCCUGAAGGCACCCAUGGCAUCGAGGCAAGAAGGAACUUCUUGGCUCGAUCUCCACUUACACUUCCUCCAGGAACACCUGAAGGAAGAUUUACUGAAAAUCAAGUCAUCAGUAAAAAAAUGCUAUCCAGAGGAGUACCAGGUGUGUGACACAUACGUGGAAGCUUUUCACAAUGCCAUUGCCUCGCAUUUGCAAGAGCUCUCCCAGGGACCACUGGACUUCCAGGAACUCUACACCUUGCUUGACUGGGUGGCCAACACCUACCACAGUGAACUCUUUCUGGGUCAUCCUGAGCUCAAACCAGAGGUUAAGACAGAAAACCUGUCCUUGCUAUUAACACCAGCUGAUUGGGAUAAACUGAAAAACGACUACAUUGCUUCUGCAAAGGGGAAAAUCAAAAGUUAUUUUGGAAACAUCCUGAGACUAGAGGUCACAGAGAAGUGGGAGAAGGAAGUGCAUUCAGAAGAGAAGGAAAACCUCUACCACGAUUCACUCUCCUUUGAUAUUCAAACGAUCAUUGGGCAGCACGUGAAGUUAUCUGGAGCUAUCAGCAGAAGCUUGGAAACAAAAAUGCUUGAGUUGUGCAUGGCAGAGCUGCUUGAAUUCAUACCAAGGUUUGAGCAGGAGUUCAUGGCGUGGAGCACUGCCCAGGACAGCCCCAUCUUUGUGCCCCAUCUUGUUGCCUACAUCAACAGCUUCCAUGACCUGGUGUCAGGGUUAGAAACAGCUUUUAAAGUCAAUACUGAAGAAUUGCAGAAGAUUUUGGCAGCUCUGACAAGGAACUUCACAAACAUUUUUUUAACAAAAUUAAGAACAAAAGCACAGCCACUCCUAAAGAAAAUCCUGACCAAGAACUGGAUUUUGGCGACGGAAAGGCCGGACUCGCUGGCAUUGGCAGUCUCGCAGUUCUCUGAGCACCUGCAGCACAUGAGGGAGCCCCUGGGGCAGGAGCUUCUACAUGAAGUUCAUAAAUAUGUGGUGAAGGAAUAUGUCGCACAAGUCAUCAAACCCAGAUGGAAAAUGAACAGGGAGACGCGUCAGCAAGCGAGCAGAAAGAUGAGCCUGGAAGCUGCAAUCAUUCACAAUACACUCAUUGAUCAGGGCUCUGACGCUGACUGGCUCCUCCCUGCCAUCAAUCACAUUGCCAAUAUCAUUGGGGAGAAGAAAAAAGACAAGAUCAAGGCAUAUGUCAAGGAGCUGUGCCAGGACUAUCCAGAUAUCAGGAAGGAGCACGUGCUGGCCAUCCUGGCGCUCCGGGGGCUGGGGCGCGCCAGGAGAGCGGCGAUCUUUCGGCAAGCGCGCCCCGCGCAGGGGAGCCCCGCCGGAGGGGAGGGCAGCACGCUCUUCGCUGAAAUUGAGGUUCCAGUGAUCGUCAGCUGCUUCUAACGCAGCACCAAAGUCAGCAUCCUGCACUGCCUCUACACAUGAUCCAAAAUCUGCUAACCCCCCUACUCCUCUGCAAACCCAAAUUUUUUGACUGCUGUGGAGAAAGGAGUAGUUUUCUGAACUUGAUACCCCAAGUUCAGAACCCAAAGACAACAGAUGCACCAAGACACCAAUCUCCUGUAAGAGCUCCUGGACAGUAGCUCCAGCCUGGGCACAGUGUCCACCUCAUGUUCCGUAUGGAUUCUACUGCUAGGAGGCUGCUCCACUGUUUGGUACAAGAUUUAAUGUAUUUUCAAAGAACAGGAGAAAACCAAAAGCAGUUCACUCAGAGCUAUAUUAAGGCCUCAGUGCUAUAUUAAGGCUUGGACUGUGCUCUGCAUAAUUAUACAGCAGCAGAACAAGAGCCUCCCUCAUAAUAAGUACCCAUGUUCAACUGAGGGGCAGAGCUUGGGUAGGGAUGUGGUAGCACCCAAGUUUUAUUUCCUCCCCCACAAACCAGCUGGCUGACAUGGCAUGACACAAGGUCAUGACGUUGUGACCUGAGGCCACAAACCACUACCUGCCUGGAGAGGAAAACACUGGGUAACCAAACCCCAUGGCCAGCACACACAGCACAUGGAACACUCUUCCCUCCAGGAUGACCUCCAUGGCCCCUCUGGCAUUUCAGCAGAUUUUCCUCAGUCGAGGGCUGCAUUGCAAAACUCCUGUUGGACUGAAGAUCUGCUCAAGCCAUCACAUCCCCACAUGUACAGACAUGCCUGGAUUGGAUAUGCCAUGUGGAGGGAGGCUCCAAGUUCUCCUUGUCCUGAGGAAAGUGCCACCCAAGAAAAUGCCUCUAGUCCAUUUUCUUGUGUGUUUAAAUGCACUUUAACAAAUCUAUUACAAUCUGACUGCAGUAUGAAACCAAAUGUGAGGUGGACAGACAGUGCUACAUAUGAGAUCUUCAUCUGGGGUAAACCAGCUUCAUCCCAAUGAUGGGCAUGGAUCACCAUAGGUUUAACUCCACAAAGAAUCCAAAGCAUUACAUCCUGCAGCUGCAGGGGAGACUGAAAGAGACAUUCAGCAGCCUACAUUCAGCUGAAUAA